Molecule: messenger RNA, 11720 nt
Organism: Ceratotherium simum simum (southern white rhinoceros)
Lineage: Eukaryota; Metazoa; Chordata; Mammalia; Perissodactyla; Rhinocerotidae
Gene: VPS13A
Product: vacuolar protein sorting 13 homolog A
Biological process (GO): autophagy; protein targeting to vacuole; protein retention in Golgi apparatus
Source: RefSeq, a predicted model, not a curated record
AGCCGUCUCGAAGGAGGGGCGGGGGAGGGCAGGCAGGGGAAGAAGGAGCGCGGGGGGCGGCCGGUGUGCCGCCGCUGCUGAGGAACAUGGUGUUCGAGUCGGUGGUCGUGGACGUGUUGAACCGGUUUUUGGGGGACUAUGUGGUGAACCUCGACACGUCCCAGCUCACUCUGGGCAUCUGGGGAGGAGCUGUGGCCUUGAAGAACCUUGAAAUUAAAGAAAAUGCCCUGAGUCAACUGGAUGUACCAUUUAAAAUUAAAGUUGGUCAUAUAGGUAAUCUUAAUCUUAUAAUUCCAUGGAAAAACCUUUAUACUCAACCAGUUGAAGCUGUAUUGGAAGACAUUUAUUUGCUCAUAGUGCCUUCUUCUAAAAUAAAAUAUGAUCCUCUAAAAGAAGAAAAACAACUCUUAGAAGCAAAGCAGCAGGAACUAAAAAGAAUAGAAGAAGCAAAACAAAAAGUAGCUGAUCAAGAAAACCAACGGGUGGAGAAACAGGACACUUUUACAGAGAAAUUAAUUACACAGAUCAUAAAAAAUCUUCAAGUGAAAAUUUCCAACAUCCAUAUUCGUUAUGAAGAUGAUAUCACAAAUCGGGACAACCCACUCUCAUUUGGUAUUUCCCUUCAGAAUCUCAGCAUGCAGACCACUGAUCAGUACUGGGUUCCUUAUUUACAUGAUGAAAGUGAGAAACUAUUUCGUAAGUUAAUCCGAUUGGAUAACCUUUUUGCCUAUUGGAAUGUGAAGUCUCAGAUGUUUUAUCUUAAUGAUUAUGAUGAAUCAUUGGACAGCUUGAAAAAUGGCAUUGUCUAUGAAAAUAUUGUUCCAGAAGGUUAUGAUUUUGUAUUUCGUCCCAUAUCUGCUAUUGCCAAACUUCAGAUGAAUCGCAGAUCGGAUUUUGACUUUUCUGCCCCCAAGAUAAAUCUGGAUGUUGAGUUACAUGACAUAGCAAUUGAAUUUAAUAAACUUCAGUAUUUCAGUGUUAUGGAGCUUCUUGAAUCAGUUGAUAUGAUGACACAAAAUCUACCAUAUAGAAAAUUCAAACCUGAUGUACCUCUUCACUACCAUGCCAGAGAAUGGUGGGCUUAUGCUAUACAUGGUAUUCUUGAAGUAAAUGUUGGUCCCCGCUUACGAAUGUGGUCAUGGAAGCAUAUUAGCGAACACAGGCAAAAAAUGAAGCAAUAUAAAGAACUGUAUAAAAAAAGGCUAAUAAGUAAGAAGCCAUCUGGUGAACUUCUCAUCUCUUUGGAGGAGUUGGAAAAGACUUUGGAUGUAUUUAAUAUAACUAUAUCCAGACAACAAGCAGAAGUUGAGGUAAAGAAAGCUGGAUACAAGAUUUACAGAGAAGGAGCAAAAGAUUCAGAGGAUAAUAAAGGAUGGUUUAGCUGGCUGUGGACUUGGUCAGAACCAAAUACUAAAGAACAACCAGAUGUUAAACCUGGAAUUCUUGAAGAAAUGUUGACACCUGAAGAAAAAACUUCACUCUAUGAAGCAAUUGGCUAUAGUGAAACAGCAGUUGAUCCAACCUUGCCCAAAACAUUUGAAGCCAUGAAGUUCUUUGUUCACUUGAAAAGUAUGUCUAUUGUUCUAAGAGAAAAACAAGAAAAACAUGAACUGUUAGAUAUUGUAGUAGAAGAAUUUAGCACUUUGAUUGUGCAGAGACCAGGAGCCCAAGCAAUUAAAUUUGAAACCAAAAUAGAUUCAUUUCAUGUUACUGGCUUACCAGAUAAUUCAACAAAACCCCGCCUCCUGUCUUCAUUGGAUGAUGCUACAUCACUCUUCCAAAUUACAUUUGAGAUAAAUCCUUUAGAUGAAACUGUUGCUCAAAGGUGUAUCAUAGAAGCUGAACCUUUAGAAAUGAUAUAUGAUGCAAGAACAGUGAAUAGUAUAGUGGAAUUCUUCAGACCUCCAGAAGAAGUAAAUCUAGCACAGCUCACUUCAGCAACUUUGACAAAACUUGAAGAAUUUCGUGAUAAGACAGCAACAGGUCUACUGUAUAUUAUUGAAACACAGAAAGUUCUUGAUCUCAAAAUUAAUUUGAAGGCCUCAUAUGUUAUUAUCCCACAAGAUGGAAUUUUUAGCCCUACAUCAAAUCUACUUCUUUUGGAUCUUGGUCAUCUCAAGGUGACAAGUAAAAGUCGUUCGGAAUUACCAGAUAUGAAACAAGGUGGGGCCAAACUUGAAGAAAUAAUGCAUAGAGCUUAUGAUUCCUUUGAUAUUCAGCUUACAAGCAUACAGCUGCUUUACAGCAGAGUUGGUGAUAAUUGGAAAGAAGCACGAAAACUCAAUGUAUCUACACAGCAUAUUUUGGUACCUAUGCACUUCAAUGUGGAAGUCUCUAAGGCCAUGGUUUUCAUGGAUACAAGAAUGCCCAAAUUCAAGAUUUUUGGAAAGUUACCACUGAUUUCUUUACGAAUCUCAGAUAAAAAACUGCAAGGGAUUUUGGAAUUGGUUGAAAGCAUUCCAAAACCAAAAGCUGCAACUGAAGUACAUGGCCCUGUCAAAUCAUUUCAGAUUCAAAGGUCCACUUCUUUGGGAACGUCACAGAUUUCACAGAAAAUGUAUCCUCUCUUGGAAAUUCCAUGUGUUGAAGAUGAUUCAGAGGAGGAAUUUUUUGAUGCACCGUGUAGUCCCUUGGAGGAGCCUCUUCCAUCUCCGACUAUAGUUAAAAGUUAUCAACAGAAAAAGUUUCAGAAGCCGGAUUGUUCAAAAAAUAUGACUCAGUAUAAAAUAAGAUUUGAAGUGCCAGAGGUUUUGAUUCAGUUUUAUCACCUUGUUGGAGAUUGUGAAUUACCUGUGGUAGAAAUCGAUGUCUUAGGAUUGGGCACAGAAAUUGAGCUUAGAACAUUUGAUUUGAAAGCAAAUGCCUUUUUGAAAGAGUUCUGCUUAAAAUGCCCAGAAUACUUUGAUGCAAAUAAGAAACCAGUUUAUUUGAUUACAACACUGGAUAACACAAUGGAAGAUCUGUUAACACUGGAAUAUGUGAAGGCUGAAAACAAUGUACCCAACUUGAAAAGUACCUAUAACAAUGUUGUGCAACUGAUUAAGGUGAAUUUUUCCUCUUUGGAUAUUCAUUUACAUACUGAAGCACUUCUGAAUACAAUAAAUUAUUUUAAUAAUAUCCUUCCACAAUUGGAGGAAAAAUCAGCCUCAGUGUAUGUUGCAGAGAGUGAAGACAAAGGAGAAGUCAUUAAAAAAAUAUCUUUAAAACUACCCAAGAGUGAAGAUAUUAUUACCUUGCAGAUUUUAGCAGAAUUAUCAUGUUUACAGAUCUUUAUUCAAGAUCAGAAACGUAACAUUUCUGAAAUUAAGAUUGAAGGGCUUGAUUCUGAGAUGAUAAUGAGGCCUUCAGUAACUGAAAUAAAUGCAAAGCUAAGGAAUAUAAUUGUUUUGGAUUCUGAUGUAACAGCUGUAUACAAAAAGGCUGUUUAUAUCACUGGAAAGGAAGUUUUUAGCUUCAAAAUGGUUUCUUUCAUGGAUGCAACUGCUGGUUCGGCAUACACAGAUAUGAAUGUGGUUGACGUUCAAGUUAAUUUAACUGUUGGUUGCAUUGAAGUAGUUUUUGUCACAAAAUUUCUAUAUUCCAUACUGGCUUUUAUAGAUAAUUUUCAAGCAGCUAAACAAGCCUUGGCUGAGGCAACUGUUCAGGCAGCAGGAAUGGCUGCUACUGGUGUAAAAGAACUGGCACAAAGGAGUUCCAGAAUGGCAUUGGAUGUUAACAUCAAAGCCCCAGUUGUGGUCAUCCCACAGUCUCCAGUUUCUGAAAAUGUGUUUGUUGCUGAUUUUGGACUAAUUACAAUGACAAAUACGUUCCAUAUCAUAACAGAGAGCCAGAGCAACCCCCCACCCAUUAUUGAUUUGAUAACGAUAAAGCUGAGUGAAAUGCGACUAUACAGGACUCAAUUUAUUAAUGAUGCAUAUCAGGAGGUACUGGAUCUACAACUGCCAUUAAAUCUUGAGGUGAUUGUUGAGCGAAAUUUAUCCUGGGAGUGGUACCAGGAAGUUCCUUGUUUUAAUGUAAAUGCUCAGCUAAAACCCAUGGAGUUCAUCCUUAGUCAAGAAGAUAUAACAACUAUUUUUAAAACAUUGUAUGGCAAUAUAUGGUAUGAAGAAGGUGAUAGUGCCUCACCUGUAGGAAUAAAAGAUCAGGGUAGUGUUACUAGUGGAGUUACUUCAUAUCAUUCAGGAGGAACAACUGUAGUGACAGCUGCUGUGGUAGAAGUACAUUCACGUGCCUCUCAAGUUAAGACAACACUAAAUUUGAGUUUCAAAACUGAUUAUCUCACCAUGGUACUGUAUAGUCCAGGUCCUGAACAGACUUCCUUUAUAGACGUUCGUGAUCCUUCUCUGGAACUUGCCGAAUUUAAGUUGGAGAAUAUUAUAAGUACUUUAAAAAUGUAUACAGAUGACUCAACAUUUUCUUCCUUCUCAUUAAAAAACUGUAUUUUGGAUGAUAAAAGGCCUCAUGUCAAGAAGGCAACUCCUAGAAUGAUAGGACUGACAGUUGGAUUUGACAAAAAGGACAUGAUGGAUGUAAGGUAUAGGAGAGUCAGAGAUGGUUGGGUGACUGAUUUAGUCCUUCAAGAGAUGUAUAUUUGUGCAAGUGUGGAAUUUCUGCUGACAGUUGCAAAUGUCUUUCUUGAGGCUUACACCACAAGCACUGCUGUAGAAACCAAUGUUCAAACAUGGACUGCUAAGGAAGAAGUACCUAUACAGGAAUCAGUGAAGUGGGAAAUUAAUAUUCUUAUUAAAAAUCCUGAAAUUGUGUUUGUGGCUGAUAUGACAAGAAAUGAUGCUCCUGCCUUAGUCAUUACAACGCAAUGUGAAAUUUGUUGGCUAGGUGACCUUGAAAGCAAUACAAUGACUGCUGCCAUUAAAGAUCUCCAAGUGAGAGCAUGCCCAUUUCUUCCAGUAAAGAGAAAAGGCAAAAUCACUACUGUUUUGCAGCCCUGUGACUUGUUCUAUCAAGCUACUCAGAUAGGUACAGAUCCACAAGUGAUUGAUGUAUCAGUAAAAUCCCUGACACUGAAGGUUUCACCAGUUAUCAUAAAUACUGUGAUUACCAUAACUUCAGCACUUUCUACAACUAAGGAAACCAUCCUACAAGAAACUGCUUCGUCUACAGCACAUUUAUGGGAAAAGAAGGAUACAAAGAAUUUAAAAAUGUGGUUUCUUGAAGAACCAAAUGAAGUUGAAAACUUAGCUCCCACAACUGAAUUGGUACCCAAAGGAGAGAUAAUAAGAAUGAACAUUGAUUCUAUUUUUAUAGUUCUUGAGGCUGGAAUUGGUCAUAGAACAGUGCCCAUGCUUUUGGCAAAAUCACGUUUUUCAGGAGAAGGCAAAAACUGGAGUACCCUAAUAAAUCUCCACUGUCAACUUAAGCUGGAAGUGCAUUAUUACAAUGAAAUGUUUGGUGUAUGGGAGCCUUUGCUUGAACCCUUAGAAAUUGAUCAGACUGAGGAUUUUAGACCGUGGAAUCUUGGAAUCAAGAUGAAAAAGAAAGCAAAAAAGGCCAUUGUUGAGUCAGAUACUGAAGAAGAAAAUUACAAAGUCCCAGAAUAUAAAACUGUCAUCACUUUUCAUUCAAAAGACCAACUAAACAUUACAUUAUCCAAAUGUGGCCUUAUAAUGUUAAAUAAUUUAGUCAAGGCAUUUACAGAAGCCGCCACUGGAUCUUCAGCUAUCUUCAUAAGGGAUCUAGCGCCAUUUCUGAUUUUAAAUUCUCUUGGACUUACUAUCACUGUUUCACCAAGUGAUUCUUUCAGCGUACUCAAUGUUCCUAUGGCAAAAUCAUAUGUAUUGAAAAAUGAGGAAAGUUUAAGUAUGGAUUAUUUUGGAACUAAAGAUAAUGAUCAUUUCAACGCAAUGACCAGCCUAAGCAGCAAGCUCUUCUUCAUUCAUCUUACACCUGCUAACCACUCUGCUGCUGAUAAAAUUCCUUUAACAAAAGUGGGACGACGACUGUACACUGUAAGACACAGGGAGUCUGGAGUUGAAAGAUCUAUUGUUUGUCAAAUUGAUGGAGUAGAAGGAAGUAAGAAGGUAACAAUUCGCUCCCCAGUGCAGAUUAGAAACCAUUUUUCAAUCCCGCUUUCUGUUUAUGGAGGAGACGCUUCAUUGGGAACGGCUUCACCUGGAAAUGAAUUCAACAUACCAUUAACAUUUUACCGAUCACUCCUUUUUCUGAAGCCAGAAGAUGAGGACUAUCAAAUGUGUGAAGGAAUUGACUUUGAAGAAAUCAUAAAAAAUGAUGGCACUUUUCUAAAGAAGAAAUGUAGACCUAUCAACCCAUCAAAGAAACCAUUUAUCAUUAAUAUUGUCCCAGAAAAAGAUAACUUGACAUCUCUGUCAGUAUAUUCAGAAGAUGGUUGGGACUUACCAUACAUAAUGCAUCUAUGGCCACCUAUCCUACUCCAAAAUCUUCUUCCUUAUAAAAUUGCUUAUUAUGUAGAGGGGAUUGAACAUAGAGUUUUUACUCUAAACGAAGGACAUUCAGCCCAGAUUUGUACUGUGGAGUUGGAUAAAGCCAAGCUACAUUUAAAAUUACUUGACUAUCUUAAUCAUGACUGGAAAAGUGAAUAUCAUGUAAAAUCUAAUCAGCAAGAUAUUAGUUUCAUCACUUUUACCUGUGUUACAGAAUUAGAAAAGACUGAUUUAGAUAUUGCUAUCCAUGUGACUUAUAAUACUGGCCAGACAGUUGUGGCAUUUCAUAGUCCUUAUUGGAUGGUCAAUAAAACUGGUCGAAUGUUACAGUAUAAAGCAGAUGGAAUUCAUCGAAAGCAUCCACCUAAUUAUAAAAAGCCAGUUCUCUUUUCUUUUCAGCCAAAGCACUUUUUUAAUAACAAUAAGGUUCAGCUUAUGGUAACUGAUAGUGAAUUGUCAGAUCAGUUUUCAAUUGAUACCGUUGGUAGUCAUGGAGCUGUCAAAUGUAAAGGCCUGAAAAUAGAAUAUCAAGUUGGUGUCACUAUAUACCUCAGCAGUUUUAACAUUACCAGAAUUGUGACAUUUACCCCUUUUUAUAUGAUUGAAAACAAAAGCAAAUAUCGUAUAUCAGUGGCUGAAGAGGGAAGUGAUAAAUGGUUCUCUCUUGAUUUAGAGCAGUGUAUCCCCUUUUGGCCUGAGGAUGCUUCUAAUAAACUUCUGAUUCAAGUUGAAAGAAAUGAAGGCCCUCCAAAAAAGAUACAUUUUAACAAGCAAGAAAAUUGUAUUUUAUUGCGUCUAGAUAAUGAGCUUGGAGGUAUUAUAGCAGAAGUUAACUUGGCUGAGCAUUCUACAGUUAUUACAUUUUCAGAUUAUCAUGAUGGAGCAGCUACAUUCCUGUUAAUAAAUCACACCAAGAAUGACAUUGUUCAGUACAAGCAAAGUUCUCUCAGGGAAAUAGAAGAUUCCCUCCCUCCGGGAAAAGCAGUAUUUUAUACAUGGGCUGAUCCAGUGGGCUCUAGAAAGCUGAAGUGGACAUGUGGAAAAAGCCACGGUGAAGUAACACAAAAGGAUGAUAUGAUGACACCUAUAAAUUUGGGGAAAAAGACCAUUUAUUUAGUUUCAUUCUUUGAAGGCUUACAACGCAUUAUUUUAUUUACUGAAGAUCCAAGGGUAUUUAAAGUGACAUAUGAAAGUGAGAAAGCAGAGUUAGCAGAGCAAGAAAUUGUGUUGGCAUUACAAGAUGUUGGAAUUUCUCUCGUCAACAAUUACACAAAGCAAGAAGUAGCCUAUAUUGGCAUUACAAGUUCUGAUGUGGUUUGGGAGACAAAGCCCAAGAAGAAGGCAAGAUGGAAGCCAAUGAGUGUAAAGCACACUGAGAAGUUAGAGAAAGAAUUCAAGGAAUAUACUGAAUCUUCACCUUCAGAAGAUAAGGUUAUAGAGUUGGACACUAACAUUCCGGUUCGCUUCACACCCAGUGGUACUAACAUGAAAAUUCUGCAACCACAUGUAAUAGCUAUACGAAGAAAUUAUCUUCCAGCAUUAAAAGUAGAAUAUAGCACAUCUGCACACCAGUCAUCAUUUAGAAUUCAAAUUUAUAGAAUACAGAUCCAAAACCAGAUACAUGGUGCUAUAUUUCCAUUUGUGUUUUAUCCUAUUAAACCUCCCAAGUCAAUCACCAUGGAUUCAGCACCAAAGCCCUUUACAGAUGUCAGUAUUGUCAUGAGAUCUGCAGGGCAUUCCCAGAUAUCACGUAUUAAGUACUUCAAAGUGUUGAUCCAAGAAAUGGAUCUCAGGUUAGAUCUUGGGUUUGUCUAUGCUUUAGCAGAACUUGUGACAGAAGCUGAAGUGACUGAAAAAACAGAGGUUGAACUUUUUCAUAAAGAUAUAGAAGCUUUCCAAGAAGAAUGUAAAACAGUUUCAUUGGCAGACUCAUCACAAGUCAGUCUCUAUGAAUACUUUCAUAUAUCUCCUAUCAAGUUGCAUUUAAGUGUUUCACUGAGUUCGGGUAAAGAAGCUAAAGAUUCAGAACAACGUGGAGGACUGAUUGCAGUUCAUUCUUUAAAUCUUUUGCUGAAGAGUAUUGGUGCCACUCUUACAGAUGUACAAGAUGUAGUUUUUAAGCUUGCAUUUUUUGAACUCAACUAUCAGUUCCAUACAACAUCUGAACUACAAUCUGAAGUAAUAAGACACUAUUCAAAACAGGCCAUUAAGCAGAUGUAUGUACUCAUUCUUGGACUUGAAGUUUUGGGAAAUCCCUUUGGCUUGAUUAGAGAAUUUUCUGAAGGUGUGGAAGCAUUUUUUUAUGAACCUUACCAGGGAGCCAUUCAGGGUCCUGAAGAGUUUGUCGAAGGAAUGGCACUAGGACUGAAAGCACUAGUUGGUGGGGCUGUUGGUGGAUUAGCUGGUGCUGCCUCCAGAAUCACCAGUGCUAUGGCUAAAGGGGUAGCAGCUAUGACUAUGGAUGAAGACUACCAACAGAAGAGAAGAGAAGCCAUGAAUAAGCAACCAGCUGGUCUUAGAGAAGGCAUCACUCGUGGAGGAAAAGGCUUAGUUUCUGGUUUUGUAAGUGGCAUAACAGGAAUUGUUACAAAACCAAUCAAAGGAGCUCAAAAAGAAGGAGCAGCUGGUUUCUUUAAAGGUGUUGGGAAAGGUUUAGUUGGAGCAGUGGCAAGGCCAACAGGAGGCAUCAUAGACAUGGCUAGCAGUACAUUUCAGGGAAUAAAAAGAGCUACAGAGACUUCUGAUGAAGUAGAGAGUCUCCGACCCCCUCGAUUCUUUAAUGAAGAUGGAGUUAUCAGACCGUACAGGUUGAGGGAUGGUACUGGAAAUCAAAUGUUACAGGUCAUGGAAAAUGGAAGAUUUGCAAAAUAUAAAUAUUUUACCCAUGUCAUGAUCAAUAAAACAGAUAUGUUAAUGAUAACCAAAAGUGGUGUAUUGUUUGUAACCAAAGGAACAUUUGGACAGCUUACGUGUGAAUGGCAGUAUAGUUUUGAUGAGUUUACCAAAGAGCCAUUCAUUGUUCAUGGAAGGAGAUUGCGCAUUGAAGCAAAGGAACGAGUGAAAUCUGUAUUCCAUGCCAAAGAGUUUGGAAAAAUAAUUAACUUCAAGACCCCAGAGGAUGCUAGGUGGAUCCUUGCGAAGCUAGAAGAAGCAAGAGAACCUUCCCCAAGCCUCUGAUGGAAAACACUGCCUGAAGACACACAGCAAUAAAUCAUUACAGUUUGCACUUUGGUACCUUCCAAAACCUGUUAGGGAUCUAUAGAACAGAAGUAUUUCAAGUACUAAAAAAAAAAAAAUCAGUUAGAAUCAGGUAAAAUAGCUAUGUGAUUAAAAUAUUUCAACUCUUUGGGGAUCUAUUUGGUUUUCUAACUUGAAUCAUGCAUCUGGUUAAAAUUCUAAUUACCUUAUAAAAGAAACAUUUCUUUUAUGAAUCUUAAAUAUUUGCUCUAGGUGAUUCUCUGCAGUGCUGGAGGAGUUGCCCAUAUUUAGCCUUCACAUGGAGCUAAGUUUAAUGUUCCUAGUUUACAUUUUAAACUUCUAUCAUGCUUACUUCAAACUCUCUGAAUGAGUGACAGAUAAAUGAUCAAAUCAGACAUUGCCUCAGUGGUAUCAAGAGAACUUCAGUGGUGGUUUCUUUAGAAACAUGAAGUUCUUUUUACAGACAAAUAUUUUGGUAUUAUUUUCCUUAUUUUUUUAAAAUAAAGGAUAGGUUUUAACUAUACUUCAAAUGCAAAGCAUGACUAUGAAAAACAAUCUUUUUUAUAUAAUAUAAUAUAUAUUGAAUAAUACUCCUUCAAGCUUCCUCUUACAAAAGGCUUGAAGAAAUGAGUGGCAUACAUAAAAAUGGAAAGCCCUCUUAGAACUUUUGAAGCCUUAGAAAUAUUUCCUCAAGCCAACUCCAUUGGAUCUACUUGGUUUACCCAGGUCAUGUUUUUAAUAGAUUGCUUGACUUUAAAGGAAAAUUCCUGAAGCCUUAACAAUACCAACUUUCCAUUCACUGGUAAUAUGAAAUAAACAAAAUUCCCACCAUCUUAGAUAUGAGUUAUGUUUCUGAACAGACAGCCCCUCUCACAGGUAAAUGUAUGUACCCUAAAAUCUAACCCAGUAAGCUGUCCUGUUUGCAAUAGAUUGAGAAUUUCUAAUUUGCUUUCUCUACAGUUAUUCUAAUGAGAAUCACUCUUUUAAAUAUAUAGCUCAUCAGAACAAAAAUCAUGGUCUGCAUAUUAGUAAAAAUAAGGUCAUGGGUUUUGUUUUUUUUCUUGGUUUUUGUCCAAGAUCCUUGUACCUCAAUAUUAAUUGACUUUUUCAAGUGGAGGGGGAUGAAUAUAUGAUUGUGAACCAUGAAGAGAAUGAUGCAGUGUCUCAUUUAGUUAUUGAAUAAUACAGAGUAUUUGAUGCAUGUUGUAUGUGCUGCCAAAUUAUUAUAAACUUUUUGGAAUUGGAGACUGUAUAGUCAAUGGUUGUGAAAUUCUCCUCAGGCUCCUCAAACCCUUGCUUUGUUGUAAAAGCUAAAAUAAACAGCAUGCCAGACUGUAAUUGUAUUUCUUCCUGACCAUGUCCUGCUACUAAAUACUAUUGAUUUUCCUGAUUAUAAAAACACUUUGUUUAUUAUCAGUAGUUUCCCCCAGAAUGUUUUUUUCUUUGCUGAACAUAAAUUGAGUCAAAAGAUGACAAAUUUCAAAUCACAUGGUAGUGCGUACUCCUAUGAUGACCUUUGUUCAAAGUAGCAUAUGCCUUUUCUCUGUUGCUGAGCUCCUCCAAUUUUGCAUACAUCAGAAUUCAACCUAAGAGUAGAGUAGUCAGAAAACUUCCAUCAGAUUGUCCUCAUCCGAAAUGUUGCUUUACUGGAGUUCUAUUCAGUACCGUUAGCUAAGUACCUCAUUACCUACUCCAGUUUCAUGAUUUCAUUCUCAGAAAAAAUACAGAUCCAUAACUCCUUGAGUGUCCCAUGGUAAAGGGGAAAAGCCUAAAAGAGGAAACAUGGAAAUUCUUCUGGUAUCUUCUGGAACUGCAGGAGUGGGUUUUGUAACUAGUACACAUGUAAAGCCAGUGUGCCUAUCCUCCUGUUCCCUUACCAAUAAGAACCUAGAAGUAUCUUUUCUUCUUUCUUUACCACUCAUCUACCCAUCAACACCUCCCAUCACUUUCUCUGUUUCUAGAGUAGAAAGACCCACAAUUUCAAGAGCAGUGGUUUAUCAAUUGUCUUCAUCUAAACAAAGAACAUCAGUAGAUCACUAGAUAAUGUCAGUCUUUUUAGCAUAACAUUUUACAAUUUACAAUUAUGCGUUUGAUUCUAUAUUC